AUGCUUGUGAUCGAAACAGUUUAUUCUUUGCCAACGUCUAGAUCUAGUUGCAAUGAAAUCGCCGACACACUUUCAAGUCCAAUUCUAGGCAGUGUUCUUUCCCAUAAUAUUGUCUGGGGUUGCUACAGAGAUUCAAGGCGUGUGGCCAUUUCACCUGACCACGUCCGCCUCCCUCAGGAUGUAAUAUGA
This is a messenger RNA of Chondrus crispus (carragheen), 189 nucleotides long. RefSeq lists its product as hypothetical. The coding region runs from base 1 to 189 and encodes 62 amino acids. The transcript has a single exon. The record is from RefSeq and is a predicted model, not a curated record. Lineage: Eukaryota; Rhodophyta; Florideophyceae; Gigartinales; Gigartinaceae.